Pocillopora meandrina is the source of this 3481-nucleotide messenger RNA. The record is from the annotation of a GenBank genome assembly. Lineage: Eukaryota; Metazoa; Cnidaria; Anthozoa; Scleractinia; Pocilloporidae.
AUGACGUCUAAUGAAACUGGUUUGGCUUUUUCUGGUGGUGGCAUUCGGUCAGCGGCACUAUGCUCUGGAGUCCUGCGCAGGCUGCUAAAGGAUAACGCAAAAGUGGACUACCUGAGCUGCGUGUCAGGGGGUGGUUAUACAGGCACAUCCUUUCUGGAUUGGAAAAAAAGAAAAGAGAAAAAAACAGAGGACAGCAAACAAUGGCAUGAAGAGUUCUUUGAAAACAUGCGACAAAGAGCAGGUUAUUUUUGUAACUGGGAGAAGCCAUGUCAAGGAAUCCUUGAUGCGAUUUUGAUGUUCCUCCUCGUACUCACUGUCACCGUCAUUGAACUGAUUAUAAUACGCGGAUCAUACGCAUUUCCACUUGCCUUUGUCAUCGAUUACCUCUUCGGAAAGUUACUUCGAGCAAAAGUGAAUUGUGAUCACUUUGCAUCAACCUCUUCUCCAAGUAACCCAAACGCUACGGCGCAAGAAAUCCGGAAACGCUGUCAGAAAACCGUAGUUUUCACUAUGAUUUCCCUGUUUUCAGUCCUGCUCGUGUUAUUUGUCAUCUUCUUUAUUCUGUCGCAAACGUUAUCCAGGAGGAAGUCUAGAUAUUUCAGACUUUUCUCACUAAUUUCCUUCUUACUUCUUUCUCUUACUUUCCUCCCAUUUGCAAUCCACGAUUUUUUCAUUGAAAUCCCCCUGUGGAGUCGAGCGAUCAUCGUAGUAAUUGGUGUGGUUCUAUGGUUCCUCCUACCUCUGUUGCGGGACAAAACGUCCUACGGCAUUCUUAUCUAUCUCUAUCCUUACAUCAUCUAUUGGAAAGUGUACGAAGCCAAGGUUGUUGGUGUUGUGUAUUCCGAUGGGCUGUUUAAUAAGCUGCUCUUUGCCUCCGGCUUUAUUAUGUGGUUUGUUCCCUACCUGGCACAAUCACGGAAAAGCCUCAGCCAUGUCUUCAACAGGUAAGACUAAAAAAAAUUAAUGUCUAUCCGCAGAAAAGAAAGAUAGGGUGGGUACUGGAGCAAAGUGGCCCCCCCCCCAGCCGGAGCUUAUCCCGGCUAUCUUAGCAUGACUAGGAGUAUGACUACUCCCCCCAGGAAAGGAUUUUAGUCGAUCACAACGUUAUCCCCAAGAAUUUUAUCAGGCUUCUCUGACAAUUCGCUGGUACCCUUUUCUAUUCUUGUGUGGAGAGUGGGACUAUGAUAGUUAAGUCUUUCGCCCAAGAACACACCACAUUGACACGGCCAGAUCUUGAACCCAGACCUCUCGAUCUCCAGAAUUCGAAGUUCAGCGCACUACCAUUUAGGCCACAGCGUUUACCAUAUCUGCAGAAUGUUUACCACUAAAUGAUAACCAACUUAAUCACUUAUGACCCUACUAAUUUGCAGAUGGAGACUUCAGAAGGCAUUUUACUCAAAGGAAAGUUUAGCUACCAAGGGAUGUCUGGAAAUACUCCAUGACAUUGUCUGCCCUUUAUGGACAUGUCUGAAGAGAAAACAGAAGCAGCAAUCUUUGGAGGAUGAUCCAGCAAAUGAAAGAUCUUUGAAGCUAGCAGAUCUCAGAGACCUUGAGCCUAAAUAUAUAUCAAACAUGACCAUCCACAGCUGGAAGAAAGAGGAAGAUUCUGACUCAGAUGAUGAUCUCCUGACAAUGUCGCCUACCACAAUAGAAUGCUGGAAGAAAGAGGAAGAUUCUGAUUCAGAUGAUGAUCUCCUGACAAUGUCGCGUACCACAAUUAAAGAUAAGCUGAGGCCUCGAGAUAUAGAGUUGUCAGACGCCAUGGCGACGUCUGCAGCAGCGAUUUCCAGAUACGAUAAUAACUUUGAAGUACUCCGCCUUUCCACGAUUCUUGGACUCGAAAUGGGAGCCACAGUGAUCAGUAACUUCGAGGCAAUUAAAAAAGAGGGAUGGCUCAUGAAGGUAAGAGGGAUCAGAUAACUUUCAUCUUACAAUAACUCCAACAGGACUGCUGUUGAGUUUUGGUCUUCCCAGGGAGUUUCUCUCUGAGAAUGAUAUUCGUUUGGCAAGGACAUACUAUGCUGAGUGUACUCCAAUGCAGUUGGGAUCAGUUGCUCUGACGGAACAGGAGGGGGGGAGCUUCGGGAAAGGCAGGAUUUUAAAGGAAUCAUAGGGUUUUCAGGGGGGAAGAGAUCAGUCGUGGCCAACAGAUUAUAAAGGACAAACAUUACCUGUCUUCCCAUAAAGCCUUAUGGGAAGAUCUGGUAAAUUUUAUUGUGACACCUCCAAAGUCUUUCCAACCACUCCCCCCAUCCCCCCCCCUCCCCUUCUCCCUUCCUCGUGAUAAAUAAUGACCGAUCUCUAAGCAUAAUAUUUGCUCGGCAAGUAUAUAUCAUGUUGAAACAGACUAACAGUAAGGUGACUUCCUUGAUUCUGUCAUUAAUUAAUGCGUCAGGCCUGCAUGUAUCUUUUUCUCUUUACAACAGCUCCUCCCAAUUCUCAUCAACAUUCUCCGUGGUCUUCCAUUGAUCGCUGUACCAGCGGUUUACUAUGGCAGAGGAGAUGUGUGGUCAAUUAAAGCAGGAGUAUUCACAUUCUUUGCAAUUCAUCCGAUGUUGGCUUGUAUUGGAGCUUUCGCUGUUACAGGAGCUGAGAUCCCAAGCUUAUGGGAGAAGAUAGCCAGGUAAGGAUUGUAUAAAUCUUAGCACCUUGCGAUGGUGUGGCUAGACCCAAACCUAAAUACUCAUAAAUGUCAAUCUGAACAAUGGGAAAUAUUGGAAGGAGCCUGGGAGAACUCGUGGUAAAUUGUUCAAUGCAACCAGCCUUAAGGGCAAGAAAAAUAAGCACCAAAAAACUGGUUUUCCUAACUGAUUAAUGCAGAAGGUGGUCCAGAAUUUUGAGUAAAACUAAAGCAACUCUUGUGUUCCUUUGACACACCACUGGAAUCGCUCUAAAUGAUAAGUUGAAGGAACCCAAAACGUCCAUGCCUCAGUUAUGGCGACCAGAUUAAUCCCGAUCGGAAGUUAAUUGAAUGAAAGCUUUCUAUAAUUAUAUAUAAUAUUUAUGAUCAUUGUGGUUACUUUGUAAAUCGUCAUACGACUUGAGCCCACUCCAAUCACAGAGAGGGGUAAAAUUCUCAGCUUAUAGUUUGAAAACGUCAGAUUUAGAAUCUCUUUAUGGUGGUCCAUUUACAUUAUCAACUCAGUUGACAAAACCAAAUCAUCUUGUAAUACCUUCCACCGAUGCAGCAUCACGGUUUCUUUAGAAACUUACUCCCUUUAAAAAAAUAUAUUAUGUUAUUUUACCAAGGUAGUUCAUCGUGCACGUGUCCUUUGUGCAGUUCGUGAGAGAGGGCCUUAACAUUGAAAACAUCGGACCCAUGCCUCCUCCCGUCAUGCUUCUCAGCGAUGGAGGCCACGUGGAAAAUCUUGCUAUUUUGCCAUUGUUAAAGAAGAAACUCAAGAAAAUUAUUGUGGUGGAUGGCGGUUACUAUUCCAAUGAGAUGAAGUAUGGAAAAUACCUACUGAGAGCUGGCUCGUAG